AUUUAUUAAAAAUGAGUUCUAGUGGAGAAGUUGAUGAAGACACAAAGCAAGAGUCUGAAGAUACAAAACAAAAAUCAAUUUUUGAAAAUAUGCUGGCUAAGUUCAGUCCAGUAGUUAGGGAGAAAAUUGAAAAUGAGCGGAAAAGAGAGCUACAAGUUGCAGCUAGUAAAUUUAACAAGAAAGGAAGAUGCAAGUUAUGCACUUUGAAGUUUCCAUGAAAGCACUUUACUAAAGAACAGCCUGAGGAAAUACCUGUUAAAAGAGAAGGAUCUCCUGUUAAAAGAGAAGGAUCUCCCGUUCAAAAGCCAAGAUCUAAGUUAAGCUCUCAAAGUGUGAAACGAGAGGAAAAUGUACAACCUCCAGAGACACUGAAUGAGGAAUUUAAGGAGGAGGAAAACUAUUCUGAAGAAAAAGAGCAAAAAGAUAUCACCAAGAGCCCAGUCCUCAAGAAGGAACUGAUGCGGACAGUCCGUGUUAGAGGGAAGAACAGCUUGUACAAAUGGAGAAAGCAGGACAUUCGGAGGUCCUCCAAAGGCACCAAUCACUUGAAGAGAAAGAAUUCCGAGCAGGAAGCUAGGCACAAAGUCAAGCUUCUUGAGAAGCUUCUCAAGUACAAGCAGGAGAAGAUUCGGAAAGAAAAGGAAAAGAUUGAGGAAGAGCACAAGUUGAGAAAAAUAAUGAUUCUCAAGGAGAAAUAAAGACCGAGCCAAAAUGCUUAAGUACAACCAGAAGUUGAAGAAAAUGUUGGCUAAUUGGGAGAGUGAUAAGCCCAAGCCCAAUUCACCUAAGAGGAUGGCCAAGACCAGCCAUUUUAGAGGCAAGCGCUUUUUCACAAAGCGAGUCUCUUCAAAUCAACCUCAUAUCAAGCAUUCACAGAUACCCAGAUGGAACGAGAAGGAGCUAUCGCCUGAAAUAGUAACCCCACAUGCAGAUUUCCUGACCAAUGAUGACAUGGAAUACAUCAAUAUCGCAACUCACUUUCCUAACGUUAAGACAUCUAAGAAUCGGCCAUCCAAUGUCUUUAGAAGUGUCAAUGUCAGCCAUCACAAGAAGAAGAGGAAGAGUAAUUAUAGUGGUUACUAAGCAAGCUAGGCUGGAAUAAAGACCAGAUUCUUGCAUAUCCAGACUUGCUGGUCUUGCUGGCCAACAGGGUUUUAAUCGUAACCUCUUCUAACCUAAAUGAAAUACUUGAUCUUUCUGCUUCCUU
Molecule: messenger RNA, 1207 nt
Organism: Moneuplotes crassus
Lineage: Eukaryota; Ciliophora; Spirotrichea; Euplotida; Euplotidae
Source: the annotation of a GenBank genome assembly